Amphimedon queenslandica is the source of this 1513-nucleotide messenger RNA. RefSeq lists its product as uncharacterized. Gene Ontology annotation, biological process: nucleocytoplasmic transport; activation of GTPase activity. The record is from RefSeq and is a predicted model, not a curated record. NCBI's taxonomy places the organism in Eukaryota, Metazoa, Porifera, Demospongiae, Haplosclerida, Niphatidae. Gene Ontology annotation, cellular component: nucleus; perinuclear region of cytoplasm; cytosol. The transcript has 3 exons. Gene Ontology annotation, molecular function: small GTPase binding; GTPase activator activity. The coding region runs from base 63 to 1043 and encodes 326 amino acids.
UGAAUAUACAACAACUGAAAGAAGCUUCAAUUACUCUUAGAAAGGAUCAGUCUACACAAUAUAUGGAUCCACCAAAAGGACCAGUUUAUGUAGCUAUUAUUGACUGGGAGGCAAGGAAUAGUACUCAGCUUUCAAUCAUAAAAGGAGAGAAACUUGAGAUCAAGAAAGAGUGUACUAAUGGAUGGUGGCUAGCAAGAUCAUUAGAUACUGAUCAUGAAGGAUUUGUUUAUAUUAAUCAUAUUAAAAAAGAUGAAGAGAGUGAACUGUCAACAUUGGAAUCACUUGAACUAUUUCAUUAUGCAAUGACAGAAAAUGUUGACAUACCUAUAAUCAAGGAAAUUAAGAUGAGGAGCAACGUUGAGAGAGCAAGUCUCUUUUUAUCAUUAAUUAAACAAGAUUCAGUUCUGCUAGAUCAACUUAGGAAAAAAGAAGAUGGAAAACCUAAAGCAAUUAGGUGGUAUGAUGAUGGUGUUGAACUGACCUCUCCAUCUUUAAUACAAUGUCAAGAAGUAGUUUCUCUAUUAACAUACAAACAUAGGAGCAUUGUCAUCAAGGAAUCAUCUCCUGACAUUGUGUGUGAUCUGUUGCCAGUUUUAUUACAAAAUGAAAAGGUGAAACAUUUGACAAUAGAAGACACUCAACUAACACAGGACUGCAUCUCAUCCUUAUGUAACUUACUGGCUAAUAAUAAAUCAUUAUUAGAUUUAUUUUUUACUAACUGUUCCAUUGAUGACAAAGCAGUUGCUGAUAUUACAAACGUACUACAUACACACAAUAACACACUUUUAGGAUUAGUCUUCUUUAAUAAUCCUCGUAUUACUUCAGUUAGUGCUCAGUCUCUUUCUGAACUAAUUAUCAACAAUUCAACAUUAACUAAAUUAGAAGUAAGAGGCACUUCAGUAUCAUCUGAUGGAAUAUUACUAAUUCUUCAAUCUUUAACAAUUAAUAAAAAUAUAAAGCUCUUUCUAAGUAUGAAAGACAAAGACACAUGCACAGAAUACCAUGACUAUAACACUCUAAAAGAUAGAUUAAUAUUUAUGUAAUUAAUUAAUAAUAAUUGUAUUUCGCUUUUUUAUUGACGAUGCUGACUCAUCAAUUAUAUCAUAAUAAUUAAUUUAAACACAAAAUAAUUAACGAAGUGAUUUAUGAUAAACACGUACAAAAACAAGUAAAUACAAAAUAAUAAUAAUAAUAAUAAUAAUAAUAAUAAUAAUAAUAAUAAUUGCGUUCACCCAUUUUAAUAAUAAAUUAUUAUUGCAAUCAAAGACAAUUAAAAUAAAAUAGAAGAGAAUAGUACAACCAGCUUAUUGGGCAAGCAGUACAUGUGUCAGUUGUUAUUAAAAUAAUAAUAAUAAUAAUAAUAAUAAUCAUUAAUUUAUUAUCUUAUUAUAACUGAACUAUUAUGAUGGUCCUUUGUCCCCUCCCCCUCCUCCACAGCAUCCUCCCUUAGCACUUGGUGUAUCAGUCUGUCUUAAGAGAGAGGCACCAGCUGGUAAACUAGUUAAACAAUCUG